AUAGUAUCCUAUUUAUAUCACUUAAAUUAUGAUAAUUGUUUUGAAGUACAAUAUAUUCAAUGCCGUAUGUAAAAUAGUUUAUAUCCCAUUCAUUACUCUUAAAAAAUAAACUUAAUUAGUCAUUUUGCAUCGCAUUGCAUUGUGGCCGUUGAUUGUCCUUAUCCUAGAUCAAGAAAGAGUCAAUGUGGGUCCCAAGGGAAGGACUAAUCCGUCAUUUCCUUAAUUAAAAAACGCGCAUGUUCUUUCUUCUCGUGAAUUAUAGGAGCCUCUCAAAAUCCACACACUCUUCACUGUGACCCUUUAAAUUCCCUCAAACACAAUCCUCUAUAAAUUAAAACCACGCAUCAAAACAAAAGAUUCAAAAAAAAAAACAUCAUGGCUUCAAAAAAUAACAAUGAAUUAAUAAGCCACUACAACACACCGCAUAAGUUAUCUCUUCCACGGCCGUGUUUUUCGUCUGAGGCUCCAACUCCGCCGCCGCGGACGACGGCUAUCUCGGUUCCGUUUAAAUGGGAGGAAGCACCAGGGAAGCCUAAGCCUAGGCCGAGUGACAGAGGGUCGGAACCGAAAGAAAGAGAGACCAGCGUUGUUAGAGCUUUGGAACUUCCUCCGAGGUUGUUGUUGUCUUUGGAGAGUAGUAACAUUAACGCGCCGUCACCGACAACUGUUUUGGAGGGACCUUACGUUGGACGCGCCGCGUCGUUUACGACCUCGUAUAGGGAUAAUAAUAAUAAGGAGAGUGUGAGUUUUGGGUCUAGUAGGUGGGGUGGGUUGAAGAAAAAUAAUAGAAUUGAUCGUGAGGGUAGUUUCGACUUUUCAAGUUGGAGUGUGGAUGGUAGUGAUAAAGUGAAGAUUACAAGGGUUAGGAGAAGAGGAAGCUUCUCAAGCUUCUCACAUGGAAGUUCACAUUUUUUGGCAAGCAUUUAUGGAAGCUUUAAGCAAGUGGUCCCAUGGAGGCGCAAGCAAGAAAAGCAACAGAGACCCAACACCCUUUGAUGUUUAACUAAUCAAACGUUACAUUAUUAACACUUUCACUUAUAUUGUAUAGUAAACAGGACGAAUAAAACAUCAAUUUAGUUUAUAAAUUAUCACUUUCUAUUCAUUUUGAUCUAUCAACUAUGGAAACUCGUAAGGAUCAAAUUGAAAAUGAAUGAUAUUUUAUAGAUCAAAUUGAUUAUUUAUUCGCAGCAAGAAUAGGUCAUAAAUUUAUAAUAUUCGGUUUUAUAGGACUCGAAUAUGUUAGAAAUGAAUUUCAAAUAUUACAUUAUAUCAAUGUGUUACAAAUAAAAAAUCAUAGAAGGAAUUGAUCACUAUCACUAUAUUGGGUUUGUAUGAAAUCACUUAAUGAUAUUAUUACUCAUGUCACAACUUGGCUA
Molecule: messenger RNA, 1376 nt
Organism: Lathyrus oleraceus (garden pea)
Lineage: Eukaryota; Viridiplantae; Streptophyta; Magnoliopsida; Fabales; Fabaceae
Exons: 2
Coding region: 376-996 (206 amino acids)
Source: RefSeq, a predicted model, not a curated record